Messenger RNA from Epinephelus lanceolatus (giant grouper), 2161 nucleotides. Its product is annotated as cell surface glycoprotein CD200 receptor 1. NCBI's taxonomy places the organism in Eukaryota, Metazoa, Chordata, Actinopteri, Perciformes, Serranidae. Gene Ontology annotation, molecular function: signaling receptor activity. Gene Ontology annotation, biological process: regulation of neuroinflammatory response. The record is from RefSeq and is a predicted model, not a curated record.
AUGGGCUGGUGAACCUGCUCUGCUCAAACCCUCAGCGUCUUUGGGCUACAAUAGAGAAAGUGAAAUUGCCCAGUUUGAUGUUGCUGUAGUUCAGGAGGAAGGAUUAGGUUAAAGGCUUGAUGUGUUUUUACUGGUGUGAGAGGUGCUGUGCUUGCCAGUUUAAAGAGCAGCCUGAGGACAGCAGGAGAUGAGGGACAUGAUGUGGAUUUAUGCCGCUAGUAUCCUCUUGUUGUCUGAAGUAUGGAGCAUGGAUCAAGGACCUAAUCAAAACUUCACCUCUGUGAACACCAGCGCUUCUUAUCCUAAAGGUUUUGUGGUCAGACACUUAACUUUCAACCUGGGGAGCGAAGCUAACCUGACAUGCAGCAAUAAGACAUGGAAUGAGACGAUAUUUGUCACCUGGACUUUAACACUGAAAAAUAAGAAUAAAAUAUGUAGAAUAGCCUUUACCCCUGGAGACACAAGCGACUACUGCAAUGAUGGCAAGUCACUCCAAAACACAUCCAGAGGUCAGUCAUACCUGCAUAUCCCAAACUUCUCAAAUGAUGACGUGGGGGACUACAGGUGUGAGUCAGUUUACAAUGGAGGAGUCGACGUUUAUAUGAUGCACGUGAAUAUCACAGUCCCUCCUACUAUAUCAAUGUGGUUGGAGCAUAAGGACAACAAGAUGGUGGCAGUGUGCAGAGCUGCAGGAGGAAAACCUGCUGCCAACAUCAGCUGGAGUCAUGCAGGAAACUCAUCGUCUGUGGAAACUAACUCACAUGGAUUUUUAACAGUGGAAAGUCGCCUUGAGCUUCCUGAAGGAAUGGACACAGAAAACCUGAGCUGUGUUGUCAGGCACCAGUACUGGGAAGAGAAAAGGAGUAUAAAACUCCCAAAAGCAGGUUAUGUGCCUCGGCUGUUCAUCAUUGGUGGUGUGGUGAUUAUCGUGUUGUUGGCAGGAGUUCUAUUUUUUAUACAUCAGAAACUAAUAUUAUUGAGGCGAUGCAAGAAGUCCGUAACCUCACCAUCCAAACCUCCACCGACAGAAGAUGUGGAGGAAGUGGAGCCCUACGCCAGCUAUGUUCAACGUGUGAACUCUAUCUAUAACUCCUCUGCAGAUUUGUUCACAUAAAAUCCUGCACAUGCAUCACAUGCACACUCUUAAAUGCACAUGUCUCUGUGAGAAAGUGCGAGGGCUGUGAAACUGAGAAGUGGUGAAAUAGUAAAGACAGAGGGGAAUGAGAUGAAAGACUUCCGAUAAGAGGGAAGCCUCUCAGUUUAAUUCUGCCUGAGCAAAACUCUCGCCUGAUGGAACAGGGGAUGUACCUGAUUGCACACACUGGCUCCAGUGCACAGCACUGCAGCCCACUACUCCCUGUGUGGGUGUCAUGGAGAACUUUAAUAAUGACUACAGAUACAAUGAUUGCUGGACUGGAACGAACACCGCCUUCAGCCAGGCACAACACUCCAAGACUACAGAACUUUUGAUGUGCUGCAAUUGUAUGAUUAUUGCUAUCAUUAAUAUUAUUAUAACACAUAUUUCUAGAUAAACUGUAAAGAGAUGCUCACUGUUUAAUGGAUUCUUGCUGAAGUCAACCCAGUAAAAGUCCCAUGUGUAAAACUGCCUCAAGAUAAUGUGGACAAUAUUAUGUAAAAUAUUCAUGUCUCAAUGCAGAAGUGUGUGACUGAGUGUAUUAAACACACAUCUGAACACAUUGCUCUCCAUGUAGCUCAGCAAAAUUAAGAAGAACACUAAAAAUAGUGCAAAAGAACAAGUAAACAAGGGUGUUGUUUUCAUCAGGUUGAAUUUUACAGUGCUGAUAACAAGUGCUGCAGUUAAAAUGUCACACACAGCCACACUGUUUUCCACUGUGGUUAAUAUCUAAAAAGAUUACAUGUCAAGAUGACUUUUACACCCUUUAUAGACAUGCAGGAACUUACACUUUCUGUCACCCGACUGAUCAACACUGGGUGGGGCAUUUAUGAAAUGGAGGUUUUUGGGGGUUGUAAAUGUCUGUAAUUUUGUCAAAAGUCCUCUGCUAUCUUAAUGUUUUUAUUGGGGUUGACAAAUGCACAUGUUCUAAAUACUGAAAAUGUCCCCCUCCCCCAACAUUUUCACUUUUGCGAUUAAUGAUUAUUAGCCGGGGCCAUCCGAAAAAAAAAAAAAAAAGUCUCUGAA